This is a messenger RNA of Pyricularia grisea, 997 nucleotides long. RefSeq lists its product as uncharacterized. The record is from RefSeq and is a predicted model, not a curated record. The transcript is spliced from 5 exons. Gene Ontology annotation, biological process: proton motive force-driven ATP synthesis. Lineage: Eukaryota; Fungi; Ascomycota; Sordariomycetes; Magnaporthales; Pyriculariaceae. The coding region runs from base 127 to 432 and encodes 101 amino acids.
ACCCGACCUCAGCUCAAGAAGAACCCGACCUCAAUUGGCACGACGAUUGCGACACAGCCAAUUGAGAACAUUGCUACCGACUUCUAAUUUUCUAUUCUUUGAAUUCGGGUCGUCCCAAUUGUCAUCAUGAGCCACGUUACUCGCCGAGCGCUUUCGACGCUCAUUCCUCCCAAGGUUGCCUCGCCGAACGCCAUCGGCGCUGCCCCUGAUGCCGUCCGCAUGAAGCGCGUCGUCAACUUCUACUCGAAGCUUCCCAGGGGUGCCGCUCCCGAGCACAAGCCCACGGGCAUCCUCGGGCGCUACCAGGCGAAGCACUUUGGCAAGAACCCGACCGCUAAGCCUAUCAUUCAUGCUAUCGCCUUCAUUCUCGCUGUCGGCUACGCCCAGAACUACUACUUCCACCUGCGCCACCACAAGAACAACCCCCACUAAAUCAAUCGUCAGGCCCUUGGGGAGGACUUGUAAUAUGGCUUGUAGAUACGGCGAAUAGAAUAAGACCGUUUGUACACCACUUGACCUCUAUGGAAAUUCAUUUGUCUCUUCCCUUACUUGCAUUUACUGGGCGCAAAUUUCAUGUUCUUACAGACGCUAAAGACAUGUGAGUGUGAAUAAGCAUUGGUCUGUGUCCUGGUAUUUUGUGACUGGACGACAAAAAGAAUAAAUCAAAAGAUGAUGAGAAAUUCCGGGCAACGCGUGUCACUGUGUUUAAAGCUUUUUGAAGCGUAAAUCCAGCAUCUAAACUUUGCCGAGGGUAGCUUACCCGUAAACUCAUUGAGCCCGUCCUUGGCGGCUGGCUUCCUUGGUGUGUCCAUGCGCUUGUUUGCCAACUCACAGUGCGGGUCGCAGCUAAGACAUGCUGGUCUGCGUGUUUGUGCAUAGGAUUCUAUCCAUGCCGUAAACGUCACAAGAGGUGACAUAAAAUAGCAUUGAUGAUGAGGUGUGUCAUAGUCAAUUUGAUGCCACGAUCCUUGCAAACGGGACCUCGCCCCGCUUCCCA